Molecule: messenger RNA, 979 nt
Organism: Marmota flaviventris (yellow-bellied marmot)
Lineage: Eukaryota; Metazoa; Chordata; Mammalia; Rodentia; Sciuridae
Source: RefSeq, a predicted model, not a curated record
GCUUUGACCUGUCACCUGCUGUUCCCUGCAUGCUUUUCUGCUCUUCCUUGCCUUGCCAGUGUGCUGCUCUACAGAGACCUGCCCUUUCCUCAAGUGCAGAAUCUACUUCCAUAGCUGUGUUCACUAGAAAAGUGAAAGCCAAGCAGAGAGCACACACAGUGUUCUGAGCCCCAUUUCACUGUGUUUCUCUGUCUUCUCUGCCCCCAGGCCCUGCAUCAUGGAUUCUGUUUCUGAAGCAAAUGGCACCUUUGCCUGCCAGGUUUUGAAGAUGCUGUGUCAAGACAGACCUUCACAAAAUGUGUUUUUUUCUCCCCUGAGCAUCUCCUCUGCCUUGGCCAUGGUCCUCCUGGGGGCAAAGGGCAACACCAAGUUCCAGAUGGCUCAGGCAAUGUCUUUAAACACAGAAGAAGACAUCCAUAAGAACUUCCAGAUGCUUCUCACCCAAGUGAACAAGCCUGGCUCAAAGUACUUGCUUACAACGGCCAACAGGCUCUUUGGAGAGAAGACCUGUGAUUUCCUCUCAACAUUUAAGGAGUCCUGUCUUCAGUUCUACCAUGCGGAGAUGGGGCUGCUGUCCUUUGCUGAAGCUACAGAGAAGUCCAGGGAGCAUAUAAACACCUGGGUCUCAAAAGAGACAAAAGGAAAAAUUCAAGUGUUGCUGCCACCUAACUCGAUUGAUGAGCAGGCCAGGCUGGUUCUUGUCAAUGCCAUCUACUUCAAAGGAACAUGGGACGAGCCAUUUGACAAAACAUGCACGCGUGAAAUGCCCUUUAAAAUAAACCAGAAGGAGGAAAAUCCAGUUCAGAUGAUGUGUCAGGAAGCCUAUUUUAACAUCGGCUACGUGAAUGAGGUGCACACACAGGUGUUGGAGCUGCCCUACGUCGGCAAGGAGCUGAGCAUGAUCAUUCUGCUCCCAGACGAUGGUGUGCUUCUCAGCUCGGUGGAAAAUAACCUGACUUUUGAGAAAUUCAUAGCCUGG